Molecule: messenger RNA, 1200 nt
Organism: Exophiala viscosa
Lineage: Eukaryota; Fungi; Ascomycota; Eurotiomycetes; Chaetothyriales; Herpotrichiellaceae
Product: autophagy-related protein
Exons: 3
Coding region: 243-908 (221 amino acids)
Biological process (GO): autophagy; autophagosome assembly
Cellular component (GO): phagophore assembly site
Source: RefSeq, a predicted model, not a curated record
UGUACCAAUCUACCAUAGUAGUAUCUGAGUCUCAUUCAUCCUGUUGUGAAGAAGUACACAACGAACAGCGCGUUUUGCUCAGCCUCAGGCACCUUUGGUCAAAGAUGAUAUAACGAUGUCCUGAAUCCUCCCUCUCUGACAGGCGCCACUUUGCUGGCUGCCAUACUCAUCCCUCUCCCAUCUCAACCACCCCACUACUAAGGCCACCCUGAGAAUUGCAAGGCUCGAGUCCUUCUACGAUCAUGGAGGUGCCUCGUCACGAAUAUAUACUUGAGGUCUUCGCCGACCAGACUUUUGUAAAGGACAUUGUCAAAGGAGUGCUGCACACUAUAUUCUUCCACCGAUACUUCCCUCCAGUGCGACCAACACUAUAUACUCCAACAGCCUCCUCUUCUCACUCGUCAUCGCACUCCGUCCAGUCCCUGCCCAUCCCGCUCCCCUCGAUCCUUGAUCCACCUGAGAUCUCAGCAGCGAUAGACUCGCAUACUGCUUUGUUGGUUUCUCAGCUUACUCCACAAUCUUCCGCGACUUCUGCCGCAGGUGGUUCUCGUGGCGAAAUUGUCGUGCGCUUUUUUGAUCGAAAGAGGCGGAAAACAGGCAUCACUACUGGAUGGUUGGGUAGACUCGGUGGUGGUGGUGGUCAAACAGAAGAGGAGAUCUGUUGGGAAGAAUGGUGUGUACAGGUCAUUGUAGCCAGACCCCGCAGUGAAGCCGACCGGAUCAAGGUUCGCAGAGCGAUGGAGUCGUCUCUCCAAAAGACUGCGAUGAAGAUUGUCGCAAUCGUCAACAGGGACAAGGACCAUAUCCCUCCUAUAACAACCAGUGAUCAGAACCCUUUUCCUUAUCGCAUCUUUGUCAACCCGAAGCAGCAGGAGAGUGCAGAGAGAGCGUUUGGCAGUUGGACCUGAAGCAGCCACCUACCGCAAACGGGUAGAGGCCGAUUACUAUAUAUUUUUUUGGAAUAUAAAGUGACAUCGCAUUCGCAUGGCAUUUCUACUUAUCCAUCAUUGAUCUUUGCAGCCAUACCAGUCGUAACGUCAAUGUCAAUAACUCUAUCGUGCAAAUCCAUAACAAGUUCAUUCCUCCACCGCCAUGAGGUCUCCUGCGGCAGUUCUCUACAGCAACCUUCCCCUAUCAUCACUGGAUUCCAGUCGCUCUUCUCCGCCCGCACCAAUUGGCAAUCCAGAGUUGUUCGCUUCA